This is a messenger RNA of Prorocentrum cordatum, 331 nucleotides long. Lineage: Eukaryota; Dinophyceae; Prorocentrales; Prorocentraceae. The record is from the annotation of a GenBank genome assembly.
GAAGGCCAUCCUGGAUGGCUACCUGGUGGGGCACCUCGCCAAAGGCGCUCGGAGCACCUGCGCCACGGGGUGGAAACAGUGGGUGCGCUUCAUGAAGGCCUGGGGCCCAGCCCCGCACAGUGCCUGGCUCGGACGCGGAGGAAGGAGGGGUGAUGAGGACAUCUGCGUCGACUACGUGGUGCAGUUGGCCCACUACCAGGAGAGGACGGAGGGGGCCAUCCGCAACGGGCUGAUGGCCGCGCGGUGCUUCCACAUCGUGGCCGGGUGCCUGGGGCUAGCCUGGCUGUGGAAGCGCUUCGCCAUGGGAGAACUGGCGGACGCGGGCGGCAAG